Symbiodinium natans is the source of this 858-nucleotide messenger RNA. The record is from the annotation of a GenBank genome assembly. Lineage: Eukaryota; Dinophyceae; Suessiales; Symbiodiniaceae.
AUGCAGUUUCAGUUACUCACGGUUCCACCUUGGCAGGUCAGUGGCUUGUCGAAGUCGAAUGGCCUUGUCAACGGGUAUCUCAACGGAUACAUCAGUCGGCCGAAUUGCACCUCGGCAGAGCGCGAGACAAUUCCGAGACUCCGGGCCAAGAAGCAACAUGGCGUAGCUCACAUCCCCCACUCUGCCUUAAAACUUUUGGCUGCAGGCAAGGCGCUCUUCCGCACCCUUGCAGAUGCCACCGAAGACUCAGAGUUUGCCGUGCGGCAUUAUGCGAAGGCCCGAGGGACCAAUUCAAUGCUUGCAACCGGGAAUGAUGGUGUGGUGCUUCGGUACCGUAUGUAUGCUGGCAUCACGAGUCCCUACCUUAAUCGAGGUGGACUCCAGAAGAAGUUCGAAGCAAGCGGGGAGCGCAUCACAGCCGAGCAGCGAAGUGAAGCGAGAAAGAAGGAGGAACGCUGGGGCGCGAUGGAGCUUCACAAGAUGUUCCCGCAGCUCGUGGGGCCUCCCAAGAAGCGUCGGGACAAGAAGACCAUGGAGGUGAACUUCUACAGCAUGGGCUACCCUCCAGGUGAGGGCGGCAACAGGAAGCGCAUUGCCCCCCGGUUCUUGGAUGCGGAUCAGAUCCGCUACAGGCCUGAGAACCCGAAACUCUGGGGAUGCCAUGCCUACAAACUCUACGAGGGCUACAAGAGGUCAAGGACUUUGCGGGAGGCUGUGAAACUCGGGGCUCGCCCUAUCGACUUGGCGCAUGACUACAACUGGGGCUUUCUUAAAGUCCGCCGCUUGUCCCUGGACUUCCCCUGGGAAGUGGAGAUCGAGGAUUGGUCUUCGAAUGAAAACCUUGUUUUCCUGAGCUAG